Molecule: messenger RNA, 588 nt
Organism: Closterium sp. Naga37s-1
Lineage: Eukaryota; Viridiplantae; Streptophyta; Zygnematophyceae; Desmidiales; Closteriaceae
Source: the annotation of a GenBank genome assembly
AUGGUCGUCGACAUGAUCCGCGCCGUCGCCGAGUACCUGGGGCGUUCUGGAUCGUGGCAUCAACGUUUCAUGGAGCUGCAGGAGGUAUUCACGGCCACAAACUUCGAGGUGCAAGGGAUACACGAGAUUCGGUGGCUUUCGAGGGGUGCUGCCGUCGCGCAGUUCGUCGAAGUCCUGCUCGCCAUCGUGGUGAUGCUGUCAGAGUGGAAGGACCAGAUCAUGUACGAGCUCAUCACGUCAUACCGAUUUCAGUUCCUGCUCAGGUUCCUCGCGGACGUUCGGGAGCUGCUCAACGUUCUCUCCAAGGUUUUCCAGCAGCGGGAGGAAGUAUAUGAUAUGUUUAUCGGACAGACACGUCAUCACCACGCAUGCGUGGCGCUCUGGACCGACAUGGCUGAGCUCCUCGUCCAAAACCUGCAGGCAAAGCUUGGAGACCUUGACUAUCUUUCCAGCGUAAGACUCUUCAUCCUGGACUUGUGGCAACCGAACUGGGAGCGGCACGCACGGCAGGCACAGUGCCUGGAGUGGCUGUUGUCGCUAGUCACUCUGUUUCGCGUUGAUGACUCCGACGAGAUCCUACCAGGUUAG